Messenger RNA from Triplophysa dalaica, 2250 nucleotides. It is a transcript of the gene setd4, whose product is annotated as SET domain containing 4. The coding region runs from base 908 to 2242 and encodes 444 amino acids. Gene Ontology annotation, biological process: positive regulation of transcription by RNA polymerase II; peptidyl-lysine dimethylation; peptidyl-lysine monomethylation. NCBI's taxonomy places the organism in Eukaryota, Metazoa, Chordata, Actinopteri, Cypriniformes, Nemacheilidae. The record is from RefSeq and is a predicted model, not a curated record. The transcript is spliced from 10 exons. Gene Ontology annotation, molecular function: histone H3K4 methyltransferase activity; histone H3K36 methyltransferase activity; protein binding.
CGACGACGCCAUAUUGGGAAAGGCAAGACUACAGUACAAACACAUACAAAUGAACGGGGGAGAUGCGGUUUUUCUAUAUAAAAAGCGCACAACGUUUACACUUCUCAAAACAUUUAUGACUUUAUUUUCUUUAAUGGUCAGAAUUGAUGUCCUUGAAUAUUACUUCAUUAUCUUGGAAAAAACCCAACUGCCUCGUUCAGCUCUUUAAAGAGCCAAUUUGCCCGCUCCAAUAUGGCGGCGCUGUUGACGAGGUGUACAUCCACGGCCGCCGUAGUGAUGCAAGAUCUCUGCUAAAAUUACAAUUAAUUACAUUAGCUAACGCCUGCGCAUACCCCAACCCUAAACCUAACCUUACAAUAAUAAAAAAUAGAAAUUAACUGUUGUCAGCGUGACAAAUUAUGCGGUAUUGGAGUGCGCAUGCCCAGUGGAGGUUGCUGUAUCCCUUCUAGCCAUGACCGGACCAAAGCGCUCAUGUUUGGAAAAACAUGGUUGUUGCUAGAAGGGAUACAGCUGCCGCCGGAAGUUGUGCAAAAUCUCGCCAAAUAAUCACAAUAAAUUACAUUAGCUAAAGCCUUGACCUACUCCAACCCUUAAACUAACUCUACAAAAAUAAAAAACAUUAAUCAACUGUUUUCAGCGUCACAAACAUUAUGCGGUAUUGAAGUGCGCAUGCCCAGUGGAAGUAGCUGUAUCCCUUCUAGUCAAAACCGAAAAACAUGAGUGUUUUCAAACCUAUCCCGAUUGGUUUAGAAACAAUGACGUCACUAAGAGGGACGCAAGUGGUUUGUAUUGAGGCGUUGCUUGGUGGAUCUGACCAUGUGGAUGUUUAUUUUGUGUUUAUCUAACUUCAAUGUAAUGACAUCACGUUAGAUAUGAGUUUCGAGUGCUGCUGUGUACACUAUAUAGGAUGAAUAAAACCGGGUCUCGUGCUGGCAGGCGAGCAAGAAUAAGACGUCGGAAAAAGCACGAGGAUGUUUCCAAAGUUACUCUGUCUCACGAAGUCCAGUUUGUUCGUUUGAGGAAAUUGCUGAAGGAAAGAGGAUUCCCUUCUCAGCACCUCAUCCCUGUCAAUUUCAAUGAUACUGGAAGGGGGCUUAUGGCUACUCACCCUAUCAAGGCUAAUGGCACGGUAAUUUCGUUGCCUGAAAACUGCUUGUUGACUACCGUCACAGUUCUCAGCAGUUACAUGGGAGAAUUUAUAAAAAGAUAUCAGCCUCCGAUAUCGCCUCUCGUGGCUCUUUGUAGCUUUCUCGUUGCUGAGAGGCAUCGUGGAGACACAUCAGAGUGGAGUCCAUACAUCCAUGUCCUUCCAAAGUUUUACACAUGCCCUGUGUGCUUCCCCGAUGACAUCAUUCGCCUCUUGCCUGGGAGUCUCUGGAAAAAAGCCACGGAGCAGAAAGAACAGUUUGAGGACCUCUAUUCGUCUUCCCUUACGUUCUUUCGUUCCCUUCAGCCACUUUUUAGCCAGCCACUAGAGAAGCUGUUUACCCAGGAUGCACUGCGGUGGGCCUGGUGCAGCGUUAACACGCGGACAGUGUAUAUGGAACAUGAUCAGAGUAACUAUUUGUCCCGGGAGAAGGAUGUCUAUGCUCUCGCUCCGUACCUUGACCUGCUGAACCACUGUCCGAAUGUUCAGGUUAAAGCCGGCUUUAACAAAGAAACUCACUGCUAUGAGAUUAAAAGUGUUCACGGAUGUAAAAAGUUCCAGCAAGCAUUUAUCAACUACGGCCCUCAUGACAACCAUAAACUACUUUUGGAAUAUGGUUUUGUUGCUUCUGGCAAUCCUCACAGCGUAGUAUAUGUUGAUUUAGAAGUUCUACAAUUGUGCCUAGAUAAAAAGGAUACACAGCUAUCACAGAAACUAUUGUACCUAAAGGACAAUGAUUUUUUACACAACCUGACCUUCAGUAUGGAUGGUCCUUCUUGGAGACUGAUGACUGCAUUUAGACUUCUGUCUCUGAAACCUGAGCAAUAUGCUUGUUGGAAAAAUGUCCUUUUGGGGGCAUCAGUGAGCCGGCCUCAAGAACAGUGGUGCAUUGACUCUGCCCUAAAGCUUUGCAAUAACCUCACUGAAGACAAUGUCAAAGCUCUAGAGAGGCUAUCUCAUCUCCAACAGUGUACAGACCAUUCUCGGCUUGAGCAACUGCGUGUGGUGGAGAGUCUGAGACAAGAGGAGCAAAGGAUUUUGGAACACACACAAGUGCUUCUAGAAAACCUCGAGAGACAACAGUCGCUGUGGUAACAGUAUAG